Molecule: messenger RNA, 1797 nt
Organism: Peniophora sp. CBMAI 1063
Lineage: Eukaryota; Fungi; Basidiomycota; Agaricomycetes; Russulales; Peniophoraceae
Source: the annotation of a GenBank genome assembly
AUGACCUCGCGCAGGCUCAGCGGAUUUCGUCGGCCGAGCUUCAGAGACAGGGACGAGUCGCUUCCGACGCCCAGUGCGACUCCGUCCGGGCUGCCGACGCCGGUCGAGGGCGUGGAGAUGACGACGCCGCCGAUGUCCCGCUCGUCGUCUGCAGCCUCUUUGCCAUCAUUCUUCUCGCCCUUCACCAAACUGUCACACUCGGAGCCGCUGACACCCAAACCUCACCAGGCCAGCAAUAGCGAUGGCCAUCAGCUCGAGCGCGCUGUCUCGCGUGCCGAGUCCACCAGGUCGACGAACACCACGAACAAUAAUAAUCGGUCCACCACCGAUCUCAAGUCACCCUCCACCGGUGGCGCAUUCUCGCGCAUGACGAGCAUGAUGUCCUCGCUCGUGCUGAACCGUGACUCGACGGACGACAAGGAGCGGGGCCGGAGCGCGAGCAGCGGGCGGUACGAGAGGGGCAAGCGGUCGUCGUCCACCGCGACGGACCGGGCGCGCUCGCGUGGGCGCUCAGAGGCUGAUGCCCGCGACAUGCGCAGCCGCUCACAGUCGCCCUUCACCCUCCGUCGCUUCCGCACACGUGAGCGCUCGCCCUCCGUCGGCGCGCUCGCACAGUCCGACUAUGCCGAGAGCGACACCGACAGCAUCCGCCCGCGCGGUUCGGCCUACUUCUCCGACGAUGAGGACGGCGAUGAUGACUAUGACGAGGAUGAGGAUGCCGAGGAAGAUACGGACACGUUCGACAGCGACACCGAGCGCAAUACGGAGAGCAAUGCGCUCGCUGUGCCCGAGGAGCUGCACGAUGUCGACAUUGAACAGUACGCGGAUCCGCUUGGCGAGGGCCAGAACGUCGUUGUCCCACCCGAACCGUACUUCCCAACCACUCUCAAUCACACCACCGGCCGCAACCCUCGUCGGCGAAAGAGCACGCGCCACACCGCCGACCCGCUUCCCUUCCACACCGGUCGUCCCGUCUUCCAGCGCGAUCGAUGCACGAUCACCAUCAAGCAAGGCGACCCUGAAGCCGCACUCGUCACCCGUAAUAGGAAACGAAGACGUUACAUUGUUGCAAGCGACAUUUCGGAUGAAAGCCGAUACGCCGUUGAAUGGGCCAUCGGCACCGUACUGCGGGAUGGCGACGAGCUGCUGAUCGUCACCAUCAUCGAGAGCGAUAGCAAGACGGACCCCGCCCAGCCCAAUACAGGCGACCGAGCCGCCAAGCUGCGCUCCCAGCAGGAGCGCCAGGGCAUGGCCUACAUCCUCUGCCGCCAAGCGACGAGCCUGCUCCAGCGUACCCGGCUCAACGUUACUAUCGCCUGCGAGGCUUGGCACGCCAAACACGCGCGCCACAUGCUGUUGGAUGUCGUAGAUCACAUCGAUCCGGUCAUGCUCAUCGUCGGCUCGCGCGGUCUCGGCCAUAUCAAGGGCAUCCUCCUUGGCUCGACAUCGCACUACCUCAUCCAGAAAGCGUCCGUGCCCGUCAUGGUCGCUCGCCGCCGGCUCAAGCGUCCUCCGCGGAAGAACGCUCAUCUGGCGAAACACCGUGCGAGGGUAUCCCUUGCGGAGGCCGCCGGCGUCGAGCGUGUCACGCAGCGUGUCGAUGAGGAAGUCGCACAUAUGCGCGAUGAGAUCAAGGCAGAGGAGGAUAGAGAGACGGCCAGGAUGAAAGAUCAGGAGCGACUUCGGGAGGGCGCGGAGGAGGAAGAGGAAAACGAGGAAGAGACAGCCGCUGCUGUCUCUAUCGCGACCAAGGCCAAGGCUAGCGCGCUUAACCCAUACGAGGCGCCUCAGGCAUAG